AUGGGAGUAUGCCAAACCAUAGGUGGCGCAGCUACAAGUGGACGCGGCCUGACUGGAAGGCAAGUCGCUGGAGCUCUGGCUGCUGCUGCUGCUGCCCAGCUUAAAAGUCAUCAUGACCGCAUGAAGGCUGAAGAAGAUGGAGAAGCAACAGGAAUAGCGCGUCGUACUAUAAGUUCUGUUAAUCAGUCCCUUGAGCAGAUGGAUAAGGGAAAAUACAGUGAAACACGUGUUUUGAGAUUUAAGGUACCAAAUAGUGGAGGUAUUAUGGAAGAAGUAGUGGUAUACGAAUACGCUCCGGAUGUAUUUCGUUUCUUAAGACAACUUGCCGGUGUUGACGAAGAAGUCUUUGCGGAUGAGUGGACCUUGCCUGAGGAACGUCUAGGGUUAGAGAUGGGUGAAGGUCGCUCCAUGGCACUUUUUCUUAAAUCCAAGUCUAUGUACUUGAUGUGCAAAACAAUUGCAAAAGUGGAAGUAGAUAUUCUACUUGGCUUUCUACGUCAAUAUACAGAGCACCUUGCUCGAAAUGAUGAUACACUGCUAAUGAGGUUUUCUAUGCUUCUUCGAGUGGAGGUAGGCAGUGAAGUGGGGUAUAUUCUUUGCUUUGAUGACGUAUUUGGGCCAUGUCGUACACUUAACGAGAAAUGGGAUCUGAAGGGACGAAAACCAAAACCAGGGAAGUAUUUACUUUUCCCAAAACUCAUUCGUCAUCCAUACGAGCCAAACCCAUAUAUUAUUGACACUCCUCGUGAAACACUAGAACUUCCUGAAUUUCUUGAUGCACUAGGAGGAGGAGUGGUUUUAGUUGAGGCAGAGGAUAAGGAUAAACUACAAACAAGAAAAGAUAAAGAUCUUACGCGUCUCUUUUGGUUGGAAAAACAAACAAGAGAGAAGUUGCUUCAUGUUCUUAUACGGGAUUAUGAUUUCCUCGCUAGUGCAGGGCUUAUGGAUUAUUCCCUUCUUAUAGGUGUGGCUUAUAACGAAACGAAAGUAUCACGUUCUGGUAAACACAUACGUAGUAUGCGAAUGACCUAUCCGAUGGGUAGUGAAAGUGACGCAGACCGUAUGGAGGUUCGACCUAAUUCUUCAUUGAGAAGGGCUUCUAAAUCACUCGUAUUUGCUGAAGGUAUUAGUAGCCUUUAUGAUCAAGAGAUAUAUUAUAUUGGUAUCAUUGAUAUGCUAACAACAUAUACAUGGAAAAAGAAGACAGCGAACUUUUGCAAGUCUUUCUUGUGGAAGUCUGAUACAUUGUCCACUAUUCCACCUAAAGCCUAUCGUGAUCGCAUAGUUAGAUAUACUAAGAUAAUAUUCCCCGAAGUAAAUUUGGAUGACAAUACCAGUAAUACCUGA
Molecule: messenger RNA, 1347 nt
Organism: Trypanosoma theileri
Lineage: Eukaryota; Euglenozoa; Kinetoplastea; Trypanosomatida; Trypanosomatidae
Product: phosphatidylinositol-4-phosphate 5-kinase
Exons: 1
Coding region: 1-1347 (448 amino acids)
Biological process (GO): phosphatidylinositol metabolic process
Molecular function (GO): phosphatidylinositol kinase activity
Source: RefSeq, a predicted model, not a curated record